This is a messenger RNA of Ectocarpus sp. CCAP 1310/34, 3331 nucleotides long. The record is from the annotation of a GenBank genome assembly. NCBI's taxonomy places the organism in Eukaryota, Phaeophyceae, Ectocarpales, Ectocarpaceae.
GUAUAAGUUACACUCAUCCAACUGGGUGGCGUCUACCACGCUGUGGAUAGACUCAAAGCUUCCUUGAGGUUGAUCUCAAACUUCACUGCUGGUGGCACUCUUUCGUAUGAGCAGCCAGAAGUCGCGAUACUCGCGGAGUCCUUCGUGAGGUACAGAGCGGAAAAACCGACCACCAGAGAGCAGACCCCACACAUGAACACUCAGGAACAAGUCAGUAGCGGGGGCGGUGCUGCUGCUGCUGCUGCUGCUGCUGACCAAGUGCAGGAUGGAGAGCCCCGCGCUGCGCUGACGGCCGUGCUCACGUCGAAGGCGCUCGAGGUCGCACGCAGUGGCUUCGCCGGGGCGACGGCUGGCGCGGUGUCCCGCGUGCUUACCGCUCCCUUGGACGUGGCAAAAAUACGGUUCCAGCUGGACCACGGCGCGACGAGACGCUAUGACUCGACCCUGUGGGCGGCGAUGCGGAGCAUCUACGGCGAGGAGGGAUUGGUCACUUUGUGGAGAGGGAACCUACCGGCGAUGUUUCUUUGGGCGGCCUACACGGCGGUCCAGUUUAGCGCGUACGAACAGCUUCGAGCCACGGACUUCCUCCUCUCCCGACAGCACAACAGCGUCAGCGGCGGCGGCGUCAGGUACCGCGGCAGUAGCUGUCCGUCUUCGUCGUCCCCUCACGAACGGCGGGGGGCCGGCAGAGUCGGGGAGGUGGGGGGGUGGAGGACGGGAGGGCGGGAAGGCGAGAAUCAGUACCAAGCACUUCGGCGGCAACAGGAUGGGCGAGGCCGAGGCCUGCCCCCAGCGCUGGCGAACUUCGUGUACGGUGCGAUGGCCGCCUUCACCGCCACCCUCGUCACGUACCCGCUCGACAUCACUCGCACAGCGCUCGCAUUUCAAGGAGUUCCGAAGCGAUACAACAGCAUGUCGGAGUUCUUGCGGCGCACGGCCCGCGAGUCCGGGGUCAGGGGACUGUUCCGGGGGGCGACACCGACACUGGCCAUGAUCACCCCACAGAUGGGAGUGAGCUUCGCGGUGUGGGAGGCCCUCACGGGCGGCGCGCCCCGCGCGUUUUCUGGGUCGGGUUCGGGUGCGUCGCCGGCGGCGACGUUGUCGUGGCAGCUGGGCGCGGGCAUGGUCGCCGGGAUGGUCGGGAAGCUGGUGGUUUUCCCUCUAGACACGGUGAAGAAGAGAGUGCAGACUGCGGUGAUGAUGGAGCGCAACUCGACCUACGGCGUUCUCCCCAAGUACGCGGGACCCGUUCACGCGUUCAAGACAGUCUUGAGGGAGGAGGGCGCCGCCGCGCUGUUCCGGGGAACGGUCCCCGCCAUGUGGAAAACCGGGGUCUCGACCGCGGUGACCUACGCGGUGUACGAGUGGGUCAGGGUGGGCACGGCUGUCGCACUGGACUGAGAGAGCGUUGGGGGGGACGUUAAGUGCUCUUGUCUGACGCUGGCUGUUGAUUGUUUCUCGGCGACUAGCCGUGCCUCGGUGUACAUACAACGACAAAGUGGAUACGGGCAGGGGGGGGAGGGGGGUCACAGAUGCUUUGGCGAGACGAACGCCAACCGUUCAAUGAAGGAGGUGUUGCCACAAGCGUGCGGUGCAUGUGUGUUGUGCGUGUAGCCCCGCUCUUCGACAGAACGCAGCACACCACGGGCAACACACACGCACACAAUGAAGAAUCUCCAUGCGCUACGGCGGGAAGUGGUUGCCCUGCUGCGAAUUUUGACACACCCGAGAGUUUCGUACAGCGUCCUCGUGUGGGAGGCCGCGUGCGUGUGUGUUUUUAUUAUUAACAUCGACCGCGCUAACCGACUGACCAAUGAAAAGACGUCAGUCUCAGCACCGGUGAAAACCAAGUGUGUGCGCGUUUGCGUGUGUAUCACCGAAAGCCGAGCGGAUAGUGAUUGGAGGCAGUCAUCGCGUCUGUGUGUGUUCACGUGCGUAUCUCUAUCGCCGAGCGGUCGGAGACGUUGGGUUCAUCUGGCGUUCAGUGGUCGGUGAUGUGGCAGACCGUGUACCCGACACCCGGUCCUAUUCAGAGUGCUGCUGAUACAACUUGUAUUCUUUCCUUGUGUGUCACGCGAUUGCACCGGCCAAAUGCAGGGCAAUCGGCCUUUCGGUUGUGCGGCCUUUUUCAGAUACCACUUCGGAACGGCGACGUCUGUAUGUUGUAUCCCCGAUGAAGUACUAAAGGAGCCCGCACGAGUGGCAAAAGAGGCUGAGUCCGGCACAAAGAAAUCCGGCUGUUUCAUGUCGACUGAGCGUUUGUAUGUAUGUUGGCAAUGGGUCUGUGCAGCAAGCAAACGGGACUUGGUUUGGCCAGAGGCAGACUGUGGCACCGGCGAACAGUACCAACAGCUGUGACUGUUUCCUGUUUGGUCACGAUUGGUUCGCCAGCCCACUUUUCAAGUUGUCACCUCGAGACCUCCACAUUUGCGUGCGGAGACGCUGCGAGAGUUUUAUAGUUCUGUUGUGUCUUGUCAACCCCUGGGUCCUUGGUAGCUGUAUGUGGUGGUGGUGCACGGUUGUUUUUUUUUCCUCUGUACCUCGAGCACCACACACACCUUAGCUGCUGCUUCUGUGUUGAGACCUUCGGGAACUGUAGAUAAAUGUAAUUUUAGGCCCCCCGUUCUCGUAAUUUGUGGAAGUCGUCUUGACGACAGUUUCUGGCUCUGUGUCGGGGGUGUGCUGCAUUUUUGCCCCUUCAUGUACAGUGACAGAAGCGAGGCAUUUUGAGCACGCCUGCACGGCCGCCUCAGAAACAAUGUUGAGCGCCAAGCACACGUCUGAGAGCCGUUUGUGUAUGCGGGGCACGGACGACAGACAGCGCACGUGUGUUUUUUCAUUUUGUUGUUUUUUGCAGUGUUGUUUUUUGUUUGUUGUUAACGUUUUGUUCGCACACAAAACAGGUGUCGCCUGUACACCCAAACGUAGCGCCGUGUACGGGCCGCACCAAAUGGCAAGAAAAUGCGAUUGUUAUUUUGUGUUUGCCGUUCCGAGUUUUACUCAUCGUGGGUGUCGAACCUGUUAUUAGCUGUUGUUGCCAGUAGCAACGCAAGAAUGAAGAAGCCGAUGCCGUGAGCUUUUCUUUCGUCUUGUUGUGUGCUUUUAUGUUGCGCCCCCUACGCUCUUGUUGUCCGGGCGUUGAGUGGAUGGUUUGUGCUGUGCUGUGCAAACUUGUUUUUCUUUUGCUUUUCUUUGUUGGGUUGGUUCAGCGUAUCUUACCCGCGGCUGUCCCUUCGCACGUGAUUGAUUGCCGGGACGUCAGAGUCACCCCCCGCACCGCCUUUACUUGGAGAUGAAUGCAGAACACGAAACGCAAUGGAUGUGUUGCAAC